UUCUCAGACAACGACAGCGUCAAAGGAUGACGAGACGACGUUGACGUUCAGCAAGACCCUUCUUCCUCUACCGUCUCGUCAUGAACGGCAUUCCACAUUCCCAAUUGGCACCUCUGCCAUCUCAGCUGCCGUUUCGAAUCGUCUCACCUACAAUAGGAUCUGGAGCAUAUGCAUGUAUCAAGAAAGCCGCUCCUCUCAAGGAAGAAGUCCCUGUCUUUGCCAUCAAAUUCAUCAACAAACUCUUCGCCCAGAAAUAUGGCCGCAUCAAACAGAAACAACUCGAGAUGGAGAUCUCCCUACACAAACAUCUCGGUCUACAUAAAAACAUAGUCGAGUUCUUCGACCAUGGUGCGGAUCCUGACUGGGUGUGGAUAGCCAUGGAGCUGGCAGAAGGAGGAGAUCUCUUUGACAAGAUCGAGGCAGAUGCUGGUGUUUCCGAGGACAUUGCCCACGUCUACUUUACGCAGAUGAUCAGUGCCAUUGGUUACAUGCAUGCAAAAGGGGUGGCUCAUCGAGAUAUCAAACCUGAGAACGUGCUGCUGUCUGCGGAGGGAGACCUCAAGAUCGCUGAUUUCGGCAUGGCCACAUUAUUCGAAUACGGAGGCCGGAGAAAACUUGCAACAACUCUCUGUGGGAGCCCACCAUAUGUUGCUCCCGAAGUGUUGUCGUGUAGCUCGCAACCAGGCACGAAAGUCGCCGGCUAUGCAGCCGAUAUGGCGGAUAUAUGGUCCUGCGGUGUCGUCCUUUUUGUUUUGCUCGCGGGAAAUACGCCGUGGAGUCGUCCGGUAGAAGGACGAGACGAAUAUGGCAGACCGAACGAGUACAGCGAGUACAUUUCCAGCAACGGACGACCCGAUGACGAGCUAUGGGAGGCGCUUCCUUCCGAAGUAUUGUCGCUUCUUCGAGGAAUGAUGCGAGUUGAUGUCAAGUCGAGAUUCUCCCUUGAAGAUGUUCGGCGGCAUCCGUGGUUCACGAGACCCAAUAGAUUUCUGGACCAGAAGGGCAGACUCAAUGAUCCUAUCACUCUGGCCACAGACAUGUUUGAAGCACUACAUGUCAGCUUUGAUUCAGAUCCUUUGGCUGGUACGCAGCGACAAAAGUCUGUCGACGAAAUGGACAUUGAUGGACCUGCGGCCAAACUAUCGUCAACGCAACCUGAAAUCCCGACCGAAGACAUGCUGUUUGAUUGGAGACGGCCAACAGAUCUCACAUCCUUCAACACGCAGGCGGCGCACGGUUUGAGCGCAGGCGGAUUUGCUACACAAUCCAUGUCAACCACCAACUUCCUCCUCGAUGAACCGGCGACCCAGCAAUUCUCACAGCGUCCUAUGGUGCCGUUGACCAGAACGCAAAUGGCUCGUAAAUUCGGUGACAUUCUACCUUCUCACGGAAUGACCAAGUUCUAUUCUGUUUGGGCAUUACAUUUGCUAUUCCCAUAUAUCCUGGAAGCUUUGAGCCGGCUGGGAGUACCGACUCCGAACACACCUCGACCUACAGCCAGGGAUGUGGAAUGUCGAAUCAAGGUCAAGGCACAAGAUAGUCGAGGAUGUUCUCUACGAGGUGAGAUUGCACUUGAGCUCGUCGAUACUGGACUUGUAGAGGUCAAUUUCGUCAAGGCAUCUGGAGAUCCCCUGGAAUGGCGAAGAUUCUUUAAGAGAAUGGCUGUACUUAGUCAAGAUGCUGUUUACAAGCCAGAAGAAUAGAAAAUAUCAAAAGUUGUCCUCGGAUGAGUGUUGGUACAUAUGA
Exophiala oligosperma is the source of this 1746-nucleotide messenger RNA. RefSeq lists its product as uncharacterized. Lineage: Eukaryota; Fungi; Ascomycota; Eurotiomycetes; Chaetothyriales; Herpotrichiellaceae. The transcript is spliced from 2 exons. Gene Ontology annotation, molecular function: ATP binding; protein kinase activity. Gene Ontology annotation, cellular component: site of double-strand break; nucleus; cytoplasm. Gene Ontology annotation, biological process: mitotic G2 DNA damage checkpoint signaling; protein phosphorylation. Bases 81 to 1703 code for a protein of 540 amino acids. The record is from RefSeq and is a predicted model, not a curated record.